AUGCACAGAAAGAAGAGAGAGGAGAAAAUCUCAGAGCUUAUAAAGUCACUGCCAAUAGACUAUAAGAAGUUUGAGGAGCUACUAAAGAACAAUGCGCGCAGAGAUCUUGAGGUAAAGAUAUAUGGAAACAAGCUUGGAGGGACAGAAAAACAGAUAAUGCGUGUGAUUAGAAAGCUAGGAAUAAAAAUAAGAAUAAAAGAGCCAAAUGGCGAAAAUCGGCGCAUGGUAGUAAAGCUGCAUAAUCACAUGCGGUUUGUGAUACUAGACAUCAUGGCCUAA
Molecule: messenger RNA, 279 nt
Organism: Nematocida ausubeli
Lineage: Eukaryota; Fungi; Microsporidia
Exons: 1
Coding region: 1-279 (92 amino acids)
Source: RefSeq, a predicted model, not a curated record